Molecule: messenger RNA, 1562 nt
Organism: Leptopilina heterotoma
Lineage: Eukaryota; Metazoa; Arthropoda; Insecta; Hymenoptera; Figitidae
Exons: 8
Coding region: 144-1475 (443 amino acids)
Molecular function (GO): DNA binding
Source: RefSeq, a predicted model, not a curated record
GUUUAAUACUAACACAAUAAUAACUAACAUACGCAUUAAUGCGCACUGCGCAGAGAGAUACAACGCAUGUGCAGUCAUAAAUGUGAAAAUUUGAAAUCAAACGCACGUGGUGUACAUGCAGUGUAUGGCAAUAGUGUAAUACGAUGGAUGAUUCAAAGUGUUUGUUGUUAGAGUUCGUGAAUGAAAAUUGUUCAAUCGCAGUUGGUUUUCAAGAAUGGAUUCUUAUUCCACUAAGUGAGCAGAAAUUGUCACAUGCAAUUGAAAUGGGAAUUGAUACCUUAAUUAAAUGGCCUGAUUGUGAUAUUGAGCCAGCGUCUAAAAUGAAGAAAAAAGUUGAAUCGUGUAAUUGGAAAAAAUGUGUUGCUAUAAUUCUUGCUGCGGGCAGUUGGACUGAAAUGUGCGAGAAAGCAAAAACGCUCGUAGACUUGAAUGUUCUCGAUUCAACAAAAAGCACAAGAAAACUUCUAAAAAACAGAAAUGUACACAGUGGUAAAAAAAAUGAACAAGGAAUGAAAAGAAAUAAAGAGAUUUCAAAAAAGGGAAAAAAAGUCAAUUUGAAAAAAGUUACUAAUAUCAGAAAGGAUGAUUUUAUUAAGAAAUUGGAAGUCGCUAAAUCAAGAGGAACAACAAUAAGUGAUGACGAACUGUCCUCCGAUUCGGAUAAGUCGACUUCUAGUGAAUCUUCUGACAAUAGCGUAGAAUUGUUAAGAAAAAAAUUUAAACUUAUAGAGGAAGAAAAUUCAAAACUCAAGAGCCUAAUACCACAAGCGUCAACAUCUUCCGUCAUUUAUCACCAAGACACGGAACUAAUAGCACAAGAAGCAACAUCCUCCGACCUUGGUCAUUAUGACACGGUACUAAUAAAUUCAUCGGUGGAUCUUACUAAUUUGAAUAAUGAGUUUCAGUUAAAAACACAAGCGACAACAUCCACAGAGCUUUCAGGUGAUAAAAUGUUUCCUAAUGGUAAUGAUCAAAGACGUGAUUCAAAUAAAAAGUCGGAAAUCCUGCCUACUGAAGUAUUAUUUGAUGGUGUCUUACAAGUUAUACCUAAAAUUCCUGAUGCAAAGGAGCAACAGCUGUCUAAAGAAUCGUUGGCUGUAAAUGAGCCAAAGAUAUUAAAAGCUCAAAAAUCGUCACUAAAGCACAAAGAUAAAGUUAUUAAUAUUGGUGGAAGAGAGUGUAGUUACAACAGAUUGGCAUGUUGUAAUAGAGCGAGUGUAUCAAAAUUUACGUCGGAAAUAUGCAAUGUAGUGUUCGAUAAAGAAGAACUUAAAGAGAGUAGUUUGACUGGAACAGUUUCAAACUUUCAGAAGAAAACGGAUGCUGUACCAAAAAAACAACUUUGUCCAAUUCGUGUUAAGGGCAUGUUAGAUUAUGUCCUUUCAAUAUUUGGUGACACGCAUGAUAACCACAUUUUAUUUCACUCAGCGCUACGUAAAAAAUUAAAUAAUGCUUCUUCAAGAAAAAGAAAGUAAAAUUUAUAAAUGAAAACAGUUUAUAUGUACUUUCGUCAAAUAUUAUUUUCAUUUUAAUUAAUAAUAAAUUAUAUUAAUUACUUCACA